AUGGCAUUCACUCCAAGCGUGUUCUUCCUCCUUUGUGGGAUCAGUGGACUGAUGACUGGAGCUUGGUCCUCACCAACCAGUAAGAUCAAAGAUAGUUGCUGCCCUGAGGGCUGGACUCAGUUGGAGGAUCACUGUUACAUCUUCCAAGAUGACCUCAGAACUUUUGCAGAUGCAGAGAGCGUUUGCAAAGUUCUUGGUGGGAAUCUGGUCUCCAUCCACAAUUAUGUGGAGAAUCUGGUCGUUGUGGGACUGGCUAAAGAGGGGGGUGCGGAGUUCACCUGGAUUGGACUACAUGAUGCCAUUGCGAAAGGAGACUUUAUUUGGACUGACGGCACAGACUUUGAUUUUGAUAAUUUUGCCGAAGACGAGCCUAACUUCGAUGGCGCCUGUGUUGAGCUCUUUGUGACUAAUGGAACUUUUUUCGAUAAAGACUGCACCGUCCAGCAGUCCUUUGUCUGCAUCAGCGAUACGUUCUUCCGUGGCAGCCACUAAUCAACCCUGUACCAGUAUCUCUUCUGUUGCAAAGUAUACUCCUAAUCAUGAGGACGAUACUCAGAUAAUAUCAAACUUUAGUGGUGUCGUUGUACCUCUGGGUUUACUCAAGUCUUCUUUUCUUCAUCAGUUGUCAAUGCCAACUUCCAGUCACACUCACGAUUGAAAUACUCUCUCUAAUUAAUAAAGG
Entelurus aequoreus (snake pipefish) is the source of this 682-nucleotide messenger RNA. RefSeq names its product galactose-specific lectin nattectin-like. The transcript is spliced from 6 exons. Gene Ontology annotation, molecular function: signaling receptor activity. The record is from RefSeq and is a predicted model, not a curated record. The coding region runs from base 1 to 492 and encodes 163 amino acids. Lineage: Eukaryota; Metazoa; Chordata; Actinopteri; Syngnathiformes; Syngnathidae.